Chironomus riparius is the source of this 5934-nucleotide messenger RNA. Lineage: Eukaryota; Metazoa; Arthropoda; Insecta; Diptera; Chironomidae. The record is from the annotation of a GenBank genome assembly.
CUUAAAUUAAAAUAAAAUUGACAAAAUAAUGUGCAAAAUGAAAUUUUCAGUUGACUUCAUUAAUAAAUUCAUAAUCCGAGACCAUAAAUCCUUAUCAAUGACUGAUUAUCAGUCAAAUAAAAAACCAUUUGGUGUCGGUUACUGAGAAAUAAUUGUUAAAUUAAUCCAUUGUGUACCAUUUGAAGGUCUACUAUGUCACAUUGAGCAUUGCUAUAAUUUUCACUUUCAUCUGUGUUCAUUCCUAUUCCUCAUAAAUCUGUUCCUUUAAUAUGGUGAAAUUUUUAAUGCUAUUAACAAUUUUUUUUGGUUCUUUAAUUCAUAUUACGACAUAGUAUUGUAUCACAUAAAACAUGCUCGCUUAACAGCCUCUAAUGACACUUACUUACAUGCCUGCGUAGAGAGUGGACAAAUAUCUAUUCAAAAAUCUGUGUAUUUAUAUAAAAAUAUUCUCUCUCAAUUUUUACACUUAAAUACACUUAAGAGCUGCUAUUAUUGAGUCAUUAAGAUGUAUGGGGAUCGAAUAUAAAUGACGUCAUAAAUUGAAUAGGUUGAUUAUAGGAAUUCUCAGGGAUUUGUACCAAUAAUAAGCUUUCUUAAGGUUAAAAUACGAGGUCUUUAUGAUAAACUGCAUUAAAACACACUGGUGUAUAGGCUGUAGGGCUGUCUGAUUAUGAGUUGGGACAACCUAGUAUAGUCAACUAAACCAUCCUUCUUAAUGCAAGGGUCGAAAGCUAUGUGACACUAAGUACUAGCUUGUAUUCUGCACACUGAAUUUAGCUGUUUCGGGGGUGUGAAACUACACACCAAAACUAUUAUUGAGGGAGGGGCUGAGGCGUAGUAACAACGAUUUUCCAUGCGAUUGGUUUUUUGGCGAUCAAAUAAAAAUAAAACUUGUUAAUAAAACAAGAGAACAUUGGUCCCAUACUUAGUAGACGUCAUUAAUCAAAAACCCUUAAUAAUAUUUCAACAAAGAUAAUUCAUUCAGCUUUUCUCGCUUAUUCUCUCAUUGAAGUCUUCCUUCUCAAAAAAUAAUAUCCUAUGAGCACACAACAAGAAAGUUCUUAAUUUAUUUUAUCAGAGAUUAGAGUUGACCAAAAAAAUACUGGAACUAUAAAAAAAAUCUCAGCUUUUUUUUUCCAUUUCUUCAUCUCUGUGAGAAUCGGACAGGUUUUGACACAGCUCGCAAAAAAAAAAAGGCAGCAGCGACAAAGAAUUUUAAUAUUUUUUGAUACUAACAUAGUCUUUAAUAAUGUACCACAUGUGUAUAUAAUAUAAGCAUUUUGUAAAUUUUAGAGAAAAAGUGAUUAAAACAUAUCGGACAUAAGCGUAUUUUUGGUGGAUUUUAGUUUUUUGUGGCUGAAGAAAUUGUAAUCAGAUUUUUGUGUUGAUUUUUGGAAAGUUGAAAAAUACAACGCAUAAAAAGUCUGUAAAUCAGUUUAAGCUUAAAUCAGUCAAUUGAUUUAUUUUCACAGUACAAUCUAGUCCUUAAAUUUGUAAUCUGAAGUUUACUCUAGUACUACACUCAAUAUUUGUUAAAAAUCUAGUACAUUUGAAAUCUAAAAGUAUGAAAAUUUGUUGACAAUUAGUCAAGACACAUUCAAAGUCUAGCUUAUUUUAGUUAUAAAUUCAAAUUUUUGUACUAGAAUAAUGAUGAAAACCGUUACAAAUAACCUGAAUCAUCCAAAGUGAAUUUUUAUUUCCCAUUUCUUAACCAAAAAUACGCUACUAAAUGUAUAUUAAUAUAUGUCAAAGAGAUAAACUGGAAUAACACGAAAUAAUCCCUUUACACCUCAAAAAAAAAAACUUUAACUUUGCAUACACAAAAAUAGUAAAAAAAUUAAAUUUAUAAUUUCAGGAUGACAUUUUUUAUCAAUAUGCAUUACAAAAUUCAAUUUUAGUUUAAAAUGACGUCAUUUUAGAGAUAUAUUUUUAAGAGGACGAAUUUGUUGAAUGAAAGAGAUAAAAAAAAGUUUUGAGCGUGUGAAAGAAAUGUUAUGCUAUCAAUAUGGUGAAUUCUAUGGAGAAUUCCUCAACGCCAAAGACUAACAAUGGGCCUCGUGUGUCUUUCAAUCGUGAUGUACAUGUUAAGAGAUAUGGUUCAUUAUUACUAAACAAUGACAAUUUGAAUUCUGACUCAAAUUCGCGGUCACAAUCGCCAAAUUUACGACGUCAAUUACCGAAUGACUUGUCUCACGAGGCUUUGGAAAGAGAAGCAGCCUUGGUGCUCGAGCAGGUCAACAGUUUUGGAUCUUUGCCACAUCGAAAGCAAGCAUAUAAAAAGCCAUUACGACGAACUUCAGACGAGAAGGCAUCAAUAAGAAAGCACCAGCACUCUGUGGAUGAAACCGAUAAUAUUGCAUCAACGAAUGAGGAAGAGCCAAUUAUAAAAGCAAAUAUACGAAAACACAUUCCAAGAUAUUCAUCCAAUACAAAUAUUGAUAAUUUAAUUAAUACUAAUAAUCAGCAACAACAGCAACAGACUUAUUACUUAGAUAACGAAUUUGAUCGUCUGAACGAAAUGCGUGAAACAGAUUUUAAUAAUGGAAUCGAUGCCACAUUGAGUAGUCGUCGUGAGAUCUUGGAAUCUCGCAUAAAAUCAAGAAUAGGCGGCCUUCACAUCAACAAUGACAAUAAUCACACACGCUCAAAUCCACCUACAAUCCACAAGCGAACAUAUAACAAACAUGGCUCAAAUGAAUUUAUUAAUAAUCGCUUUUCGCCUGAACGAAAACAUCUUGAUUUUAAUAAAGCGUCAUCGCCGACGAGAGUCAAGUAUGAGCAGCAGAAAGCAUCCAACACGACAACGACGUAUUUGGAUGAGGGAUCAAUGAGGAAAAAUUCUCAUCAUAGUCAAAAGUUGAUUGAUAAAUACACAGAUUCAGGAAAUGAGACGGACAUUGUCGUUAAGCAUAAUAAUAGUCACAACAAGAAUCGAUAUAGUUCCAGAUUUAAUAUUGGUCGUAAAUGGAACUAUGAGGAUGACAUAAUCGAAUGCGAGCUAUUUCUAAUGAAAGAAAGGAAGCACACCGACGAAACUUAUCCUUAUCAACUUGUUCGCACUUACGUUUAUAGACAAAGCAGCAAUAAUGACGAUAAUUACGACACCGAUCAAGAUAAAAAGAAUAUUUUAAAGGAGUGGAAGCACAACAAGAAAAUGACAAGAGAAUUUAUAAAGACACAAACGAAAAAGAAGAGUGGAUUGGAUAAGGUCAAAGAAUUGUUCAAGUUGAGAAGUAAUAAGAACAAUGACGAGAAUGAAUUGAGGGCACGAUACCGUGAAUAUUCACCGGAUAUUGAGCCACCACCUCAGAAGUCAAUUCCGCAGCAACCAAGCAUAGUUAAUCGAAGACGUCUAAGUACACCCACAGCUAGUCCCAUGACAUCAAGUCGCUCAAAGUCAUUACCGCCAAAAGUAGUGAAUAAGAAUAGUGCAAUAGCAUCAACAGCUACAUCCACAAGUACAUUAAAACGAGAGAAACAACAAAGCACAAAUGGAAAUCCUCAGAAAUUUAAUUGGUUUGCAUCAUUGGAUCGUUUGUCAAGAAAGAAGAGUCGAGAUUUAUCUUCGAAUCCCCCAACAAUUGAUCGUCGCUCAAAUUCAAAUUCGUCGACCAUAACACGUGCAAAGUCGUCGAGUAUGAAAAAUAUUUCAUUGUCAAAUGGAUCGAGUAAGAAUCUGCGAUUCUUUGGUGACACUGAUUUGGAUGAUGCAGGCAAUAAGAUUAAAUCUCCAACCCAUUAUGAUGAUGCACGAGAGAAGAGCUCAUCUCUUCAGAACUUGAAUUCAGCUCGACGAACGAGACAGUCUAAAUCGGUCUCUCGAUCACGUGCUGAGCUCAUCAAUAUUGCUGAAAGUACAUCCGAUGAAGCAGGUGAGAAGCCAGUCAACAGUCGUCCAGUAUCGCCAGCAAUAAACAACUACCUUCCUCCUCCAAGACCACCAAAAUCUACGAAACUUGUUAGAUCAGUCUCAACGCUUCCUCGUCCACUACCACGAAAAUCUCUUGGACAUGAAGUUGUUGAGCAUGACUCAUAUUAUCCACAAUAUAAAAGAGACAGUAAUCUUGAAUCUGAUUCCAAUUUUUCUACAUCACGAAGGCUUCGUAAUAGUUUAUCAGUCAGCCGUGAAAAUCUCGGUCGUGAUCGUUUUGAUAGCGAUGCAAGUCAGCGUAGUGUUGUGUAUCUUCAUGCGAGUGUCGUUGGUGAUAUUCCACAGACAUAUGGACGCAAACUUUCGGGUAAAAGUAGCGUAAGAACAGCUUAUAAUGAGGAACAACCAAUUAUUAGGACCGUCAAUAGUUCACUUAAUGUGGAUGCGCCUUGGAAACCGAAGUUCAUAAGUGAUGGAUAUGAGAUCAACUACAGUAACGAUCAAAAGGACAUUGAGAACAGACGUAAAUUUAGGAGCAAAAGUGCGACAAGGGAAAAGAGCAAGUGGGAUCGAGAGGCACAUAAAAGGAUAUAAACAUGACGUUAAUAUUAAUAAAAAAAAGAUUAGUUUUACUACUUUAUAAUUCCUCCAUAAAAUGAUUAAAUAUCAUAACUUUUUUUCAUACGUGUCUGUCCAUUUUUAAUCACGACAUUGAGAUAGAAAUAAAAAAAAAACUUUUUGUACUAACAUCAAAAUAUGGAAAUGAAAUGUAACAUGUCGACUAAUUUAUGAGACAUUAAUAAAUCAAUGUUAAUUGCUAAUUUUACUAUAAAAAGGUUUUUCAAUGACUUUUUUUUGAGGGUUCGUUAAUAAAUGAUGUCCAAAAAAUUUGCAAUUUCAACCGAAAUUUCAGAUUUAAAAAUUUUAAACUUUACCAAAAAUAUUUGAACUCGACAAAAAAUUUGAAUUCAAAAUUAUCGUUAAUUUUAAAAUAUUAGACGUGCUUUAUAAAGAGCAUCUGAAAUCAGAGCGAUCAAAUUAUGGCUGCAAAACGUUUAGUUUCACUUAAUUUUUUUUCGAGUCAUGUAUCAGUUAUGGAAUAUGCUAUAAACUUAAAAUAUAAUCUUAUAACUUACUUGUGAUGAAUGUUCUUUUAAAUACUGAACAUUUUAACAGGUACGUAAAUUUUAUAGCGCUGGUUCCGCUAAUCAAACAAUUUUGCCGUUCAAUUGUUGAAAUACUUAAUAAUGUCAUUUUCUUGAUACCAUUUGCGGGCUUUGUCGACCCAGUCGUGAUUGUUUAAUGCUCUUGGACUUGGAUGUGCUAAAAGCUUGCACUCAAUCAAUUCUGAAAUAAGAUUCUUCUUUUUGAGAUCUUUGAUGCGAUCAUUAGCGUAGCUGCCAAUACUGAUUAUUAUUUGUGGAUUGAAGACUUCAAUGGAUUGUGCCAAAUAUUUUAAGCAGACUGAAUUUAGCUGAGCUUUUGCUGGUCCCUAAAAGUGAUUUAUAAUUAUUGAAAAAUAGCAUAAAUUAAUAGGAAGUGUACCUUAAUUUCCGUUGGAGUUAUAUUUCGUCCAGCAGCAUGUAAAAAUGCAAAGGGACAAAUGUUGUGAACAAAGCAGUUAUUGAAAAAGUUUUCAGGUUGUCCACAAAGCUCUUGAAUCAAUCCCCAGAAUCUCUUUCCACUCGGUUCUUCCUUAGUGCACUAAAAUGUCAUUUUACAAUUUUGUUAAUUGAGAAUGCACUUGAAUAUUGUAACUUACAUCAAAUCCUUCAACUUGCUUCGAAGGAAUCUCAAUUUCAGGCUUUCCAACAUGACCAGACAAUCUCAUCCAAUUUUUUACAGUUGCAACGUGACCAAAAGGAACUCCAGUCUGGCCCAUUCCAUUUAAUCCUGGGUUCAUUCCCAAGAAUAAUACUUUCGGAGACUUCUUCAGAUACUGCUUCAAAUAAUUCUUAUGGACGUCUGCAGCAUAAUCCAAACUGUUGUAAAUUGCUCCGAUAUUCUUAUCAGACUUGCUGAAUUCUAUUUGAUUUAAUUCUUCGCCUAUAAGAAUUUUAAUC